AUGUCUAUUGAAAUUGAAUCAGCAGAUGUAAUUCGACUCAUCCAACAAUACCUGAAAGAAUCUAAUCUCCACAAAACUCUUCAAACUCUGCAGGAAGAGACUGGGGUUUCAUUGAAUACCGUUGAUAGUGUGGAUGGUUUCUGCUCUGACAUCAACAAUGGACAUUGGGACACUGUGCUGAAGGCAAUCCAGUCAUUGAAAUUGCCUGACAAAAAGUUGAUAGAUCUAUAUGAACAAAUUGUUUUAGAGCUGAUCGAGUUGAGGGAAUUGGGUGCUGCUCGAUCCCUGCUCAGACAAACAGAUCCUAUGAUUAUGUUGAAGCAAAAUGAACCUGAGAGAUAUAUUCAUUUAGAGAAUUUAUUGGCUAGAUCAUAUUUUGAUCCUAGAGAGGCAUACCCUGAUGGUAGUAGCAAAGAAAAGAGACGCACGGCAAUAGCUCAUGCGUUAUCUGGAGAAGUAUCCGUGGUGCCUUCUUCUCGUCUCCUCGCUCUUCUUGCUCAAGCAUUGAAAUGGCAACAACAUCAGGGUUUGUUACCGCCUGGAACUACAAUCGAUUUAUUCAGAGGUAAAGCUGCGAUCCGAGAUCAAGAGGAUGAACAGUACCCCACGCAAAUGGGAAAGCAGAUCAAAUUUGGACAGAAGUCGCAUGUUGAAUGCGCCAGGUUUUCGCCGGAUGGUCAAUAUUUGGUCACGGGCAGCGUGGAUGGAAUCAUUGAAGUGUGGAACUUCACGACUGGUAAAAUUAGGAAGGAUUUAAAGUAUCAAGCGCAAGAGAACUUCAUGCUGAUGGAACACGCGGUUCUGUGCUUGGCUUUCUCGCGAGACAGCGAAAUGCUGGUCACAGGUUCUCAAUCUGGUAAGAUUAAGGUGUGGCGGAUCAGCUCCGGUCAAUGCCUUAGGAAGAUCGAGAAAGGACACUCGAAGGGUAUAACUUGUCUCCAGUUUUCAAGGGAUAACAGUCAAGUGUUGAGCGCAUCGUUCGAUUACACAAUCAAAAUUCACGGUUUGAAAUCUGGUAAAGCUUUAAAGGAAUUUAGAGGACACACGUCGUUCGUUAACGAAGUCACUUUCACACAAGACGGUCAUAACGUUUUAAGUGCUUCUUCUGAUGGUACAGUCAAAGUAUGGAACGUCAAAACAACAGAAUGUAUUAGCACGUUCAAAUCCAUUGGAACUGGAGACACAACAGUGAAUAACAUACAUACCUUCGCCAAAAACCCUGAACAUUUCGUUGUUUGCAAUAGAACGAAUACAGUAGCAAUUAUGAAUUUAUCGGGACAGAUCGUACGUUCAUUUUCGAGUGGUAAAAGGGAAGGAGGAGACUUCGUUUGUUCGACGGUAUCUCCAAGAGGUGAUUGGGUUUACUGUGUAGGUGAAGAUCUGGUCCUCUACUGCUUCUCUACCAAUUCUGGAACAUUGGAAAGAACAUUGAAUAUACACGAAAAAGAUGUUAUUGGUAUUGCGCAUCACCCUCACCAGAACUUGCUAUGCUCUUACAGUGAAGACGGUUUAGUCAGAUUAUGGAAACCUUAAUAGAUAUAAGUACAAAAGUGAAUAUCGAUUAUUUGCGUUAUGUAAUUCGCGGAUUUAUAAGAAAAUAAUAUUAAUUAAUAAAACGAACUCGAUGACAAAAACUAUCUAUAAAAU
Nicrophorus vespilloides is the source of this 1647-nucleotide messenger RNA. It is a transcript of the gene Smu1, whose product is annotated as WD40 repeat-containing protein SMU1. The record is from RefSeq and is a predicted model, not a curated record. NCBI's taxonomy places the organism in Eukaryota, Metazoa, Arthropoda, Insecta, Coleoptera, Silphidae. The transcript is spliced from 8 exons. Gene Ontology annotation, biological process: mRNA splicing, via spliceosome. Bases 1 to 1533 code for a protein of 510 amino acids. Gene Ontology annotation, cellular component: precatalytic spliceosome. Gene Ontology annotation, molecular function: protein binding.